Molecule: messenger RNA, 1495 nt
Organism: Pelobates fuscus (common spadefoot toad)
Lineage: Eukaryota; Metazoa; Chordata; Amphibia; Anura; Pelobatidae
Product: GRAM domain-containing protein 2B-like
Exons: 13
Coding region: 134-1192 (352 amino acids)
Source: RefSeq, a predicted model, not a curated record
GAGGCAGAGAGAGAGUGAGUAAGUCCAAACACAUAGGAGGAAGAGAAGGCUAAGAGAUCGCAGAUUUAGAGGCGAAGAAACAGAAAACAAUAUAAUAAUAUAAAACAGAAGGAAUCGGACCAAAAAAAUCUUCAUGGACCUCGCUGGGCAACCUCCAGACAAACCCUCUCUUCCUGGAACAGUCGACAUUUCUCCAGAGUCUGCUGUGACAUCUACCAAAUCAAAGAAAAACAAGAAGCGUCUUGGGGAUCUAAAGUCCUUCAGUUUGGAGGAACCUCUGCAAGGAGAUGCGGUGGAAAGAUCUGCGACCUUGUUCAGGUCAAAAACAUAUGACCAACCACCAUCCUCGAAAACGACUGAUCAAGAUAUCUCAACAGAACGUCGUCGAUCGAUCACUACCAAUUUACCAAAGCACAAUCUCGCUUUCCACAAGUUGUUUCGGGAUGUAUCGGAGGAUGAGGAACUAAAAGACAGUUUUACCUGUGCCCUUCAGAGGGAAGUCUUAUACCAGGGCCGGCUUUACAUCUCUUCCAACUACUUGGGGUUCUACUGCAGCAUGCUACGCAAAGAGAUCAAGGUCUUGAUACCUGUGAUCUCUGUGAUUCUUGUUAAGAAAGCAAAUACAGCUCUACUAGUGCCCAAUGCCUUGAGUGUGAAAACCACUGAGGGAGACAAGUAUCUCUUUGGGUCGCUACGGAACAGAGAAAUUUGCUACCAGGUAGUGCGCUCCGUGUGCCCCAACCUUAAGGAUGUAAGUGCUCAAAACACGCCACUGUUCUCUACAGAGCCGAGCCCUGAACAAAGCAAAAAGGUCUUGAAUUCCAGCCAUUCUGAUCUGGAGCAGCAACAUCCGGAUUUGGACAGCACAGAAUUCCCUAAUAAUGGCAUUGCGGUCCCUUUCCAGGUACAGAGUCGGAUAAGGACUCCAUCUAGCGAGGUGGAUGGGGUAGCCCUGAAUCACUGGAACGAUGGAGACAUUUGUAAGGAGAAGCCAACUCUAGACUCAUCUAAUCGCAGACGGUGGACGGAACCAGGCACUGUCAACUUUCUGCUUAUUAUUUACAUGCUGCUGGUCGUCGUACUGCUGGUCUCAUCAGGUUAUAUAGGAUUACGGAUUCUGGAGCUGGAAAAUCAGCUGAGCAUCAUGGGAGCCUGGCCAAAAGGACAAGAACAGAGGUCUCAGGACACUUGAAGCAAACGCAGAAACCGUAGCUUGUCACACUUAUAUGGAAAUAAGUAGUGGGGGAAAAAAAUGGUGACUUACCACAUCGAGAGGAGAACUACAGUGGCCCCUUUAGUUCUCCAGUUUACAGGAAUACUCCAUCAGGACAAAAAAAAUGCUUUGCUGAAUUCAAGAGACUCCGAAAAACUUUGCACUUUAUAUUCUAUGGCGCCAAAAUAAUCAGAACGGGGGUUUCUGAAUCGAGGACCAGCUCAUGUGGAGUUAAAAGCGAUGUGAUGCAGAGUACCAAGAGCCAGUUUGCCUCCCGAAGCU